GAGGAAAAUUCAGUGUUCAUUCGACUGUUGUUUCUGAACUCGUCACGCACCCAAUAACAAAAAUGAAAUUCUUGAUUGUUAUCGCAGCUGUUAUGGUGGCGGGCGUUUCGUCCAGCGUCCUUAGAGCCCAGGGCCUUACCGACUGUUCUGCUGGUGGUGCUCCAAUUAAAUUUAAUGGACGAUUGAUCACUCAAACGGUUCCCGUUGUUGGCAGGAUGUUCAUGGAUUUAACGACCACUACCCUGAUCAAUGCCACAGUCGAAGACAAUCUGCAAAUCCGCAAAGUCACUACCCGAGUUGCCGACAACUAUGAAGUUCCAUGCCUGAACGGCAUCUCUGGCACCUGCACCCUUGAGUUCUGCUCGGCCCUUGCCACUUACCCAGAUGCCGUCUGCACCCUCUUCCCUGCUGACGUGCCCUGCUCAUGCCCCUUCCUUGCCGAUGUCUAUGUCAAUCCGACCGCUUACGUCACUUUCACUUCCGAAUGGCUCGCUAUUGAAGGAGGAGUUAACGGUAACUACAUUACUCGCACUGAAUUCGUUUCCAACAUUGGCACUCCCGAGGAAACCGUCGUGGGUUGCCUUCUUUUGGAGUACGCUUUGGCCGCCGUCUAAGCGCAAUCAGGACCUAUAGUCUUACGUGUUAACUUUUUGUGAAAUGUUAGUAAACUUUAUGUGAAUAGACGAGAUUUCAAAGCUCAAAA
Messenger RNA from Daphnia carinata, 703 nucleotides. RefSeq lists its product as uncharacterized. Gene Ontology annotation, cellular component: cytoplasmic side of plasma membrane. The coding region runs from base 63 to 614 and encodes 183 amino acids. The record is from RefSeq and is a predicted model, not a curated record. Gene Ontology annotation, biological process: ganglioside catabolic process; lipid transport. The transcript is spliced from 5 exons. Lineage: Eukaryota; Metazoa; Arthropoda; Branchiopoda; Diplostraca; Daphniidae. Gene Ontology annotation, molecular function: enzyme activator activity; lipid carrier activity.